Messenger RNA from Etheostoma cragini (Arkansas darter), 1799 nucleotides. RefSeq names its product BUD13 homolog (gene bud13). NCBI's taxonomy places the organism in Eukaryota, Metazoa, Chordata, Actinopteri, Perciformes, Percidae. The transcript is spliced from 10 exons. Gene Ontology annotation, biological process: mRNA splicing, via spliceosome. Gene Ontology annotation, cellular component: RES complex; U2-type spliceosomal complex. The record is from RefSeq and is a predicted model, not a curated record. Gene Ontology annotation, molecular function: RNA binding. The coding region runs from base 123 to 1652 and encodes 509 amino acids.
UUAGCAGAACUGGUAUUCUCGUCUAUAAACUUGUCUGGUAAUUGCUGGGUAGUUUACCAAGCCGGCUAAAAUUUGCGUUCUUGACUCUGAACUCUGUGCUUUCCGUAGUUUCCGAUAGCAUAAUGAUGGCCGCUUCAUAUGGCAGCAGUGGACCAGAGCUAUCUAAAGCUGAGUACCUAAAACGUUAUUUAUCCGGUGACCAAGAUGUAAAGAAGUCAAAGGGGAAGCUAAAAAAGAAACGCCGUAAGGUUCCUGAAAAAGGACUUAAAAUAGUAGACGAUGACCUAGACUGGAAACAGAUGGCCAUAGAGGAGAAGGAGAUUGAAGAGGACGAAGAGGAAGCUCCAGUGAUUGCUGAGAUGAUUGACGAUCGACCAGAGGAAGUGAAACAGCUGGAAGCCUUCAGAACCAGCAAUAGAUGGAAAGUGAUUGGAGCUGAUGAAAAUGAAGACAAAGAAGAGGGUGAAGGUGGAGAGAAUCAACAUCUAGAGCCUGUGGCAUCAAACAGUAGUCGCCAUGACUCCCCAGACACAUCACCCCCAAGAAGAGGUCGUCAUGACUCUCCAGACAUAUCCCCUCCCAGAAGAGGUCGCCAUGACUCACCAGACACAUCCCCCCCGAGGAGGGGUCGUCAUGACUCUCCAGAGAUGUCUCCUCCCAGAAUUGGUCGCUGUGACUCUCCAGGCUUAUUGCCUGCUAGGCAACGGUCAGGGAAAUCGGGAAAGUCACAAAGUAAAGAGUCAUCCCCCGGCAAAAGAAAGCCCAAUUCAUCAUUAUCAAGUAAAAAACCUUCUGAACCUGAUCCUCAUCAAUCACCACUGGCAAAGAGGGCUCAGAACAAGCAUGGUUCAGACUCCGACCAGUCACCUCCUCGAAAAAAGCCACUUAAAGGAGAAGCUUCAGACUCCGACCAAUCGCCUCCAAGGAGGCACUCAAAAGCAAAACGAGACUCUGAUUCUGAUCAGUUGCCACCAAGGAGGCGGCCGCGGAGUGGAAAAGACUCGGAUGAAGAUCUGUCACCACCUCGUAGGCCUGGGCAGUCACAGGGUCCAAGGAUGCUUUCUGGUGGGAAGGCAGGUCUGGUUUCUGUAGAUGUUUUAAGGAAGGAGCAGGAGGAGAACCGGCGCAGAGACAAAAUCAACCAGCCACUGGAAGAUGAAUCCCGCAAUGCCCAGACGGUGUUCCGAGACAAGAGUGGUAAACGGAGAGAUUUGGAUACAGAGAGGGAAGAACAGAAGAGGAAAGCUGGGGAAAAAGCAGCAAAGGAUGAGAAAUAUGCACAGUGGGGGAAAGGAUUGGCACAGGGCCAGAUGCAUCAGCAAAAACUUGAAGAUGCAGUGCACGAAGCCCAGAAGCCGCUGGCACGUCACCGCGAUGACGAGGAUCUUGACCGCAUGUUGAGAGAGCAGGAAAGGGAUGGGGAUCCGAUGGCUGGGAUGCUGAGACGGAAGAAAGACCGCAAUACAAAGACACAAGACAAACCUCGAUAUAAAGGCCCACCACCACCUCCAAACCGCUUUAACAUUCUACCAGGCCAUCGCUGGGAUGGCGUUGACAGGUCAAAUGGUUUUGAACAGAAACGCUACUCACGAAUGGCCGAUAAAAAAGCCGUCCAGGAGGAAGCGUAUAAAUGGAGUGUGGAGGACAUGUAACGGCAAUCAGAAACCGCUAGAUAAGGAGCGGAGCUGAAGAGCAGGAAGACUCCUUCGUAGAGGAACUGACAUUUUGAAAAUAGACUGAGAAAAAUUUGUUCUCUUCUCAAAGCUGUUUCAUAAUGUACAAUGGACAUUGGAUUAUAA